Messenger RNA from Ilex paraguariensis (yerba mate), 1469 nucleotides. Lineage: Eukaryota; Viridiplantae; Streptophyta; Magnoliopsida; Aquifoliales; Aquifoliaceae. The record is from the annotation of a GenBank genome assembly.
AUUCGAAAUAUUGGCACCAUAAGCUUCACUAGGCGUAGAGAUAAAGAAGAACAGAAAUGAUCAUCCGAAGCCUCUCACUAUCAAAGCUCAAAAAAAUCCUCCAACUUUCUCCCCCCACCUAUACAUACACAAAACUUGUAUCUAACUCUCUCCCUUCAAUCUCUGACGUCCAAACGGCAAAACCCUAUUUCCAAAACGCUACCAAAGCCCUUCCACCACCAUCGCCAUUCAUUUUCAGACCUUUCUCUUCACAACCACCCAAAACCUCGUCUUUACCUUCACAGAUAACAAGAGAUGGAAAUUACGAUGAAACUAUCCUCCUCAUUUGCCCUGGCUGUGGUGUACCUAUGCAAGAUUCUGACCCCAAACAACCUGGCUUCUUCAUCAAACCCUCACCCAAAAACCCGAAUUACAAAUCCACCAUUAACAAAAACCCAGUUUUGGAUGAAUCUGAAAUCUCAGAUUCGUUUAAGAAAGGCUUACUUAAUGAGCUCAUUGAGCCAGAAAACGGUGACAAUCUUGAAAACCCAAAUCCAAGGUUGUCUGAAAAACUUAUUGUUUGUGCUAGAUGCUAUUCACUCCGACAUCAUGGGAAGGUAAAAGAUCCAACAGUGGAGAAUUUGUUGCCGGCAUUUGAUUUUGAUUAUACAGUUGGAAGGAGGUUGAAUUCAAUAACCCGGGCGAGGACGGUGGUUUUGAUGGUUGUUGAUGCUUCAGACUUUGAUGGGUCUUUCCCAAGGGUGGUUGCCAGGUUGGUUUCUAAGACAAUUGAUGACAAUUUGCGAGGGUGGAAGGAGGGAAAAUCGGGUAAUGUCCCAAGAAUAGUGUUGGUUGUAACAAAGAUUGACUUACUACCAAGCUCAUUGUCACCUACUAGGUUGGAACAUUGGGUUAGAACGAGGGCGAGGGAGGGUGGGGCAAGUAAAUUGACUAGUGUGCAUUUGGUGAGUGCAGUGAGAGAUUGGGGUCUGAAGAAUUUGGUUGAUGAUGUGGUGGGAUUGGCAGGGCCGAGAGGGCAUGUAUGGGUGGUUGGGGUGCAGAAUGCAGGGAAGAGUACUUUAAUAAAUGCAAUAGGGAAGUCUGUUGGGGGGAAGGUUACUCAUUUGACUGAGGCACCGGUUCCUGGGACAACGUUGGGAAUUGUGAGGGUGGAGGGGGUUCUUCCGGGUAAUGCAAAGUUGUUUGAUACACCGGGGCUUUUGCAUCCACAUCAGAUUUCAACUAGGUUGGUUAGAGAGGAGCAGAAAUUAGUUCACAUAGGCCAUGAGUUGAAAGCGAGGACAUAUAGGAUCAAGGUAGGUCAUUCAGUUCAUAUUGGUGGGCUUAUGAGGGUGGAUAUCGAAGAAUCAUCGGUGGAUUCUAUUUAUGUUACUGUGUGGGCGUCUCUUUCUCUCCCGUUACACAUGGGGAAGACAGAGAAUGCAUGCACAAUGUUGGAAGAUCAUUUUGGUCGCCAACUACAGGUAUAA